This is a messenger RNA of Brassica napus (rape), 730 nucleotides long. Its product is annotated as early nodulin-like protein 1. The record is from RefSeq and is a predicted model, not a curated record. The transcript has 2 exons. Lineage: Eukaryota; Viridiplantae; Streptophyta; Magnoliopsida; Brassicales; Brassicaceae. Bases 88 to 603 code for a protein of 171 amino acids. Gene Ontology annotation, cellular component: plasma membrane. Gene Ontology annotation, molecular function: electron transfer activity.
UCCCAGGCCCUUCAUCUCCAACUCAUUCAUCACACUCACACUAAUACUUGUGAGGUGUUACAUUCAGUACAAAAAUAUUUGUUAGCUAUGGCUUCUUAUUCUUCUCUUCAGGUCACUAUCUUCCUCUGCAUUUUCUUCUUGUCCGUAAAUGCCAAUGAGGUUACAGUCGGUGGAGAAACCGGUGACUGGAAGAUCCCUUCUUCCUCUUCUUUCUCUUUCAACGAAUGGGCUGACAAGUCUCGUUUCCUUCUCGGCGACUUUCUCGUAUUCAGCUACGAACCCGGUAAAGACUCAGUUCUGCAAGUGACGAGAGUGGCUUACGAGAAAUGCAACACCACGAGUCCCAAAGCCAGCUACACUGAUGGGAACACCAAGGUGAAGCUAGACCAACCCGGUCCGGUCUACUUUAUCAGUGGAACAGAGGGUCACUGUAAAAAGGGUCAGAAGCUUCGCCUUGUCGUCUUCGUUCCUCAUAGCUCUGCUUUCUCUCCAGCUCCUUCACCGUCCGACGGUCCCGCCGUUGCUCCUACUAGUGGUGCUGCUAAGCUCACCAGCUUCUUUGGUGUCGUUGGGCUUGUUCUUGGAUUCUGGGCCUUCUUCUGAGAGAAACUUUAAUCUGAAAUUAUAUUCUAUUUAUUAAUUUUUAGAAAAUGAAAGAGAGAGAGAGAGAUCUUUGCUCUCUCCCUAGUCUUGUUGUUACUAAUAUUAAUUUAAAAUUUUAUUCAUAUAA